AUGAAUCCUGUCUUGAUUGCUGCUGGUUUUGUGGCUCUAGCGAUUGUCUAUGGAGUGUACCGUCGGUACACUCAUAUCUCUUUGGCAGACGUUCCUGGCCCAGAGUCUGCAUCCUUCAUCACAGGAAAUCUGAAAGAACUCUAUCAAGGUCAGGCAGCGGAAGCUGAUUUCAAGUGGCAAGCUCAGUAUGGGAAUGUCGUUCGCUUCAAGGGCUCUUUUGGUACUGACCAGUUGAUGAUUUCCGACCCGGCCGCCCUGCAAUACAUAUUUGCAAAUAAAGGCUAUCGCUUUCCCAAACCGCCUGAGCGCCGCAUCCUCACCAAGAUGGUCAACGGAAAAGGAAUUACUUGGGCUGAGGGCGACGAUCACAAACGACACAGAGGAGUAAUGCUUCCUGGAUUCGGUGCGGCGGAGUCCAGAGCCUUCUUAUCAAUAUUCCAGAAUUGCGCUGAGUCUAUGAGCAACGAAUGGACGGAGAUAAUCAGCAACUCUAAGGAGGGGUCAGUAGUGUUCAAUGUCUCUGUAUGGCUGUCCCGCGCAACCUUGGAUGCUAUUGGCGAAGGUACAUACUAUUCAGGGUACACAAGCACCUCUGCUUUUGAUGUCCGCUUCAGCACCACUGACAACAAUGAAAGCGCUCAGGCUCUUGCGCGCUCAUAUAAUAAUAUAAUGAAUGACGUAUUUGGAUCUCCGUCAGAUGGGCAGGUAUUCUCCCUGGGGAUUUCAAAGUAUAUCCCAUAUCGGAUUCUCGAAUACCUCACAGAUAUGGUUAAAAACCCACGUAUCGUGCGCAUGCGCGAGGCAGGUAAAACGGCAAAAUCUGUUGCAAGGCAGCUGGUGAAAGAAAAGGCGGAGAUGCUAUUGCGCGGCGACGGCAGCCGAGAUAUCUUUAGCUUACUUGUUAAAGCCAAUAUGGAUACAGAUGCGAAGGCGAAGUUAACGGAAGAGGAACUGCAUGCUCAGAUUCGUACCAUCCUCUUUGCAGGUCAUGAGACGACAGCGAACACCGUCAGUUGGGGGCUUCUCGAGCUAGCCAAGCAGCCCAAAAUUCAAUCCCGUCUUCGGGAAGAGAUAUGGGAAACAGAAGCCGCUGUGCACGCACGCGGAGAUGUCGGUUUCACAAUCGCUGAUUUUGACGCUAUGCCAUAUACUACUGCUGUGAUGAAAGAAGUUCUGAGAUUUUGUUGUGUCGUAUAUCAUGUUCAACGAUACGCUAGCAAAGAUGACGUCCUUCCGUUAUCACAGCCAAUCACCGCGCGAUCCGGGAACAUCAUCCGUGAGCUACCGGUUCCGAAGGGUACGCGAAUUAUUGCAUCGCUUGCAGCGUACAACCGAGACAAGGAGCUUUGGGGCGAGGAUGCGCACGAAUUCAACCCGGAGAGAUGGCUCAAUGGAACAGCGAAAGAAAAGGUGACGUCAAUAGGGGUGUACUCCAAUUUAAUGACAUUCCUCGGAGGAGUGAGGUCGUGUAUUGGAUGGCGCUUCGCGGUGAUUGAAAUCCAAGCUUUUCUUACGGAGAUAGUUGGAAGGUUUGAGUUUGCCACAAGUGAUAAAACCGAACUUGUUCGACGGGAGGCUUGCUUGGUGAUGGUUCCAGUAGUAGAAGGUGAAGUUGAGAAUGGGGUUCAACUGCCGUUGAGGGUUUCACUGGCACCACGCACUGGUAAGGAAUGUUAAGCGUCAUACGCGCCGGGAUGGGGUAGCUGUCUUGCAAAUAGUUAACUUGUCUGGUUAUCUCGGUGGCCCACAGCCACACAGUAUUAAGUCAUGCGUCACUGCCCAGUACUCUUGGCUUCUUGGGUCCUCGAGUUGCGAGUGUGUGGGACUGGUUGACGUUAUUAGAUAUCAAAUGGGUCGGUGGAGCUUGCUGGGCGUUAA
Molecule: messenger RNA, 1878 nt
Organism: Suillus plorans
Lineage: Eukaryota; Fungi; Basidiomycota; Agaricomycetes; Boletales; Suillaceae
Product: cytochrome P450
Exons: 13
Coding region: 1-1677 (558 amino acids)
Molecular function (GO): oxidoreductase activity, acting on paired donors, with incorporation or reduction of molecular oxygen; monooxygenase activity; iron ion binding
Source: RefSeq, a predicted model, not a curated record